This is a messenger RNA of Helianthus annuus (common sunflower), 939 nucleotides long. Its product is annotated as endochitinase EP3. The record is from RefSeq and is a predicted model, not a curated record. Gene Ontology annotation, biological process: carbohydrate metabolic process; cell wall macromolecule catabolic process; chitin catabolic process. Gene Ontology annotation, molecular function: chitinase activity; chitin binding. The transcript has 2 exons. Lineage: Eukaryota; Viridiplantae; Streptophyta; Magnoliopsida; Asterales; Asteraceae. Bases 27 to 836 code for a protein of 269 amino acids.
UUCAGUUCCUAACACCACAUAACAAAAUGAAAACAACCCUCCUAUUUACUAGUAUAUUUCUUGCCGGACUCAUUUUUAUUGAGCCGGUUGCAUCCCAAAAGUGUAAAUGUGCUCCACACAUGUGUUGUAGCAAGUAUGGUUAUUGUGGCACUACUAGUGCUUACUGCGGUAAAGACUGUCGAGGCGGCCCGUGUUCUCUACCAGCUCCAAAUAAUAACGCAAACGUCGCGGGCAUAGUGACCGUUUCUUUCUUUAAUGGGAUUGUUUACAAGUCUAAAAAAUAUUGUCCUGGAAGACGUUUUUACACACGUGAUGCCUUUCUUAAAGCGCUCAAGAACUACCCACAUUUUGGUAGAUCUGGUUCGAUCGCGGAUUCAAAGCGUGAAAUCGCAGCUUUCUUUGCUCAUGUUACUCAUGAGACGGGACACUUUUGUUAUACUGAGGAGGUAAAUGGUCGUUCAAGAAACUAUUGUGACAAUACUGCGACCAAAUAUCCAUGCAACCCUAAGAAAAGUUAUUAUGGAAGAGGCCCAAUUCAACUUGCAUGGAACUACAACUAUGGUGAAGCCGGAAAGAGCCUCGGGUUUGAUGGGCUUAACAACCCGGAUAUCGUGGCUAGUGACCCGGUGGUUUCAUUCAGGACCGCGUUGUGGUUUUGGAUGGAGAAUGUUCAUUGGGAUUUCGCUUCUGGUAAAGGGUUUGGAGCUACAAUCAAGGCCGUCAAUGGAAAUGAGUGCAACGGUAAGAAACGAGCCGCUGUAAGCGCUCGUGUCGCAUACUACAUUGGUUAUUGUAAAGAGUUUGGUGUUCCUGCGGGGAAAAAACUUAGGUGUUAAUGUUGUUUUAUGAGUUUCAAGUACCCCUAAGUUAGCUUAAUAAUUAUCUAUGUUUAAAAUAGAUAUUUGACACAACGAAGGUCGAAUAAAUGAACUUAUGUUA